Quercus lobata is the source of this 777-nucleotide messenger RNA. RefSeq lists its product as uncharacterized. Gene Ontology annotation, molecular function: catalytic activity. The record is from RefSeq and is a predicted model, not a curated record. Lineage: Eukaryota; Viridiplantae; Streptophyta; Magnoliopsida; Fagales; Fagaceae. The transcript has a single exon. Bases 1 to 777 code for a protein of 258 amino acids.
AUGGGGACGUGUCUUGUAUUCAAGCUUCCUCAUGUGCUCAAGCCGAUUCCGGGUUUCAGCUUACGCUCAGUGGCAAAAGUGAGGUUCAUGUUAGUGAAGAUGGGGCGAAACCUGAAGUUGGUGGAGGAGUUGAUGCGCCUUCCUAAUAAGGUUCUUAUCUUGAUUCAUCUUUACUCCAUGAAUAUUAUCGUUUGGAAUAGCAGGGGCGUUUUGAAGCCCAAUUUUCAAAAGCAUGUUGGGGAGUUAACCCGGAUUCAUGAUCCAGCUGUGUUUAUGGUGAUGGAGACUCGUCUUGGUGGUGAGAGAGCAAAGGGAAUCAUCGACAGGUUACCUUUUGAUGGAGCAAUCCACACGAAGACUAUUGGAUACUCGGGUGGGUUAUGGGUUCUAUGGAAUUCAGAUAAGGUGGAAGUUACUCAGAUAGCCAACACUGAGCAGGAAAUUCACGUUUCUAUCAAGGUGCGUGGUUCUAAAUUUUCCUGGAUUUUGUCUGCUGUGUAUGCUAGUCCUAGGCUUGAAGAAAGAACCAUUUUUUGGAAUAAUUUGGCUACUGUAGCUAAGUCUCAUAAUUUACCUUGGGUUAUUGCUGGGGAUUUUAAUGAGCCCCUUAAUUCUAAUGAUAAAUUUGGUGGUAGAGAGAAUAGUAUUACCAGGUCUCUACUGUUCAAGGAAUGCUUGGAUAAAUGCAAUAUGAUUGAUCUUGGGUUUUUGGGGCUAAGGUUCACAUGGACUAACCGCAGAGAAGUGGAUGCUCUAAUCCAAGAGAGAAUUGAUUGA